AUGGGGCAUGUUCCCAAGCCUUGCUACGAUACUGCGGCCGCAAAUAGCUACUGCGAUCCUCACGACAUUGACGUGUGGGAUGCCACCUACAUUGAUAAUAUAAGACUGAACUUCUGGAAAAGGUGCAAGGUUUCAAAACUCUUUUGCCAAUGCAUCUUUUCUCCAACGACUAUCGAAAUCCUGGCCACUGACUUCGGCAAGCUUCCCGUCAAGGCUCGUCAGUGGAUCGACACAGUGUCAAGCUACCCGGGCCCCGAGGCUGCUCAGCCUGGAACGGCGGAGAUCACCUUGACUUCCUCGGAGAUUGCGCCGCAAAGUUACCUUAUCUGUAUGGUUCCAAGAAGUCGCUCACAGCUUGGACUGCUGGACCACACCUCGCCCUGCCAAUCUGCCCGAAACCUUUUGUUACAGAGACGCCCUGACGACUCUGAUGCAUGGAGGAUGAGGAAGGGGAAAGAAUCGACGCCUAAGUUGAGGGCUGAGGAGCGAGUUGGGUUGAGAGGGAGCAACACAAAGUCUAGGGUUCAAAGAAGAUUAAGCUCGUGA
This is a messenger RNA of Podospora pseudopauciseta, 546 nucleotides long. RefSeq lists its product as uncharacterized. The transcript is spliced from 3 exons. NCBI's taxonomy places the organism in Eukaryota, Fungi, Ascomycota, Sordariomycetes, Sordariales, Podosporaceae. The record is from RefSeq and is a predicted model, not a curated record. The coding region runs from base 1 to 546 and encodes 181 amino acids.